AUGACGGAGUGGACGCUCCUCAAACGUCUCCUGGACGCCGUCCACCAGCACUCCACCAUGAUUGGACGCCUCUGGCUCACCGUCAUGGUGAUCUUUCGCCUCCUCAUCAUUGCCGUGGCGAUUGAGGACGUGUACGCCGACGAGCAGGAGAUGUUUGUGUGCAACACCCUGCAGCCGGGCUGCGCCACUGUCUGCUAUGACGCCUUCGCCCCCAUCUCACAGCCGCGCUUCUGGGUCUUCCACAUCAUCAGUGUCUCGACUCCAUCUCUCUGUUUUAUCAUAUAUACGUGGCAUAAUCUGUCGAAGCUGCCGCAGGGACACGGGGGGCUGGAGGCAUUCAACCGGAGCUGCGACUCGGAUAGCUGCUCCAUUCGUUCGCACCGGCACUUAGGUCACAGCUUGGCCAAUGUCUUGGAGGGAAUCACUGCCCAGAGGGGUCCUGGAGGUGGAGGAGGAACCAGAGGCGUCCUUUCCAAGUACUAUGUGUUCCAUGUGUGUUUCCGGGCGCUGCUGGAGGUGGGGUUUGUCAUGGCUCAAUCGUUUCUCUUCGGCUUCUGCGUGCCCGUCCACUUUUUGUGCAAGGCCGCGCCCUGCACGCAGCCCGUGGACUGCUACGUGUCACGGCCCACGGAGAAAACCAUCUUCCUCCUCUUCAUGUUCUGCGUGGGGGUCUUCUGCAUCCUCCUCAACCUUCUGGAGCUUAAUCAUCUAGGAUGGAAGAAGAUCAAACUCUCAGUGAGGCUCAAGGAGGGCGGAUCAAGGGGUAAUUAUGGGACUUUCGCUCCCGACAGCCCCUCACUGACGUCCUCUCUCGGGCUUAGGGACGUCACCAGUACGACGUUGCUACCGACCUUGGAUCUGGUAGUCGACCACCGGCCUGACUGGACCUGUGCGGGGAACUGUCCCCCAUUUAAUAAGGAGCCUGAGGCUGGGAUAGAGACAGGGCUGCAGCUUCCCAACAACCAGGAGCUCCAGAGAGCAGAGACACAGGUUCUGAAGAGCAAGGGGGAGGGCUGGGAAUCCAAGCUACGCAGUACGGAGGUCUGGAUAUGAUUGAACGAACGGAAAUGCUGUAUAGUGCUUUGGCAUUAUUCCAUGACAACUACUAGGGAAUGACUUUUGCUACACUGUAUUUGAAAGUCCAUACAGAUGAUACUGUGGUACUCAUCACUGGUAAUGUUGUUUCCCAAGAAAAUAGAGAAAAUACACCAAACAGAGUACCUGAGUGCCUGAGGUGUGGAUAUGAGCGAACAUUUGAUCAAGCUUCCCUCAGCACUGUGCUGUUUAGAACUGUGGUUCUCAAGCAUUUAUGACCCACCAAAACCUUUAGGAAUAGUGACUCAUUUUUACUGACUCAAAAUGAUUGACUAUAAAGCAAGAAGAAAUAGAACUCGUUCCAGCCACAACCCAAAAUAAUUCAGCCCUCACCUGCCAUUUGGGAAUCACUGGUCUAUAGACAUGAUAUACUUGGUGAGUCUUAAAAUCUGAAAUCCACUAAAAGGAUGAAAAUGUACAUUUUCCACCAAUGUUGUACUGUACCAGGUCAGUUGUAUGCUUGUCAAUUGUUCUUUAUGUGGAACAUUUAACAUCGUAGCAGGGCUCUGAGCCCUCUGUUAUGAGGGCUAUUUAUAUAUUUUGUAUAUUUCAAUUGAAAGUCAAUUCCAUUUCCACUCAAGUCUAUUCAGGAAAGGAAUUCAUUGUCCAUCACUUUCAAUGCUUUUUUGUUUGUUU
Molecule: messenger RNA, 1731 nt
Organism: Coregonus clupeaformis (lake whitefish)
Lineage: Eukaryota; Metazoa; Chordata; Actinopteri; Salmoniformes; Salmonidae
Gene: gjd6
Product: gap junction protein delta 6
Exons: 4
Coding region: 1-1053 (350 amino acids)
Biological process (GO): cell communication
Cellular component (GO): connexin complex
Source: RefSeq, a predicted model, not a curated record